AUGGAGGGAAUUGUGUCAGAUGUGGCGUCUGACACGGACACGCCACACGGACACGCCACACGGACACGCCACAGAGACACGCCACGGAGACACGCCACACGGACACACCACACGGACACGCCACAGAGACACGCCACACAGACACGCCACAGAGACACGCCACACGGACACGCCACAGAGACACGCCACAGAGACACGCCACACGGACACACCACACGGACACGCCACAGAGACACGCCACACAGACACGCCACAGAGACACGCCACACGGACACGCCACACAGACACGCCACAGAGACACGCCACACGGACACGCCACACAGACACGCCACAGAGACACGCCACACGGACACGCCACACGGACACGCCACACAGACACGCCACACGGACACGCCACACAGACACACCACACGGACACGCCACACAGACACGCCACACGGACACGCCACACAGACACGCCACACGGACACGCCACACAGACACACCACACGGACACGCCACACAGACACGCCACGCCACACAGACACGCCACGCCACACAGACACGCCACACAGACACGCCACGCCACACAGACACGCCACGCCACACAGACACGCCACACGGACACACCACACGGACACGCCACACGGACACGCCACACAGACACGCCACACGGACACACCACACGGACACGCCACACAGACACGCCACGCCACACAGACACGCCACACGGACACGCCACACAGACACGCCACAUGGACACGCCACACAGACACGCCACGCCACACAGACACACCACACGGACACGCCACACAGACACGCCACACGGACACGCCACACAGACACGCCACACGGACACGCCACACAGACACGCCACACGGACACGCCACACAGACACACCACACGGACACGCCACACAGACACGCCACACGGACACGCCACACAGACACGCCACAGAGACACGCCACACAGACACGCCACACGGACACGCCACACGGACACACCACACGGACACGCCACAGAGACACGCCACACAGACACGCCACAGAGACACGCCACACGGACACGCCACACGGACACACCACACGGACACGCCACAGAGACACGCCACAGAGACACGCCACACGGACACACCACACGGACACGCCACAGAGACACGCCACACAGACACGCCACAGAGACACGCCACACGGACACGCCACACAGACACGCCACAGAGACACGCCACACGGACACGCCACAGAGACACGCCACACGGACACGCCACAGAGACACGCCACACGGACACGCCACACAGACACGCCACAGAGACACGCCACAGAGACACGCCACACGGACACGCCACAGAGACACGCCACACGGACACACCACACGGACACGCCACACGGACACGCCACACAGACACGCCACACGGACACGCCCACGGACACGCCACACGGACACGCCACACGGACACGCCACACAGACACGCCACACAGACACGCCACACGGACACACCACACGGACACGCCACACGGACACGCCACACAGACACGCCACACAGACACGCCACACAGACACGCCACACGGACACGCCACACAGACACGCCACAGAGACACGCCACACAGACACGCACACACGGACACGCCACACAGACACGCCACACGGACACACCACACGGACACGCCACACGGACACGCCACACAGACACGCCACACGGACACGCCACACAGACACGCCACACGGACACGCCACACAGACACACCACACGGACACGCCACACAGACACGCCACGCCACACAGACACGCCACACGGACACACCACACGGACACGCCACACGGACACGCCACACAGACACGCCACACGGACACGCCACACAGACACGCCACACAGACACACCACACGGACACGCCACACAGACACGCCACGCCACACAGACACGCCACACGGACACGCCACACAGACACGCCACAUGGACACGCCACACAGACACGCCACACGGACACGCCACACAGACACGCCACGCCACACAGACACACCACACGGACACGCCACACAGACACGCCACACGGACACGCCACACAGACACGCCACACGGACACGCCACACAGACACGCCACACGGACACGCCACACAGACACACCACACGGACACGCCACACAGACACGCCACACGGACACGCCACACAGACACGCCACAGAGACACGCCACACGGACACGCCACACGGACACGCCACACAGACACGCCACAGAGACACGCCACACGGACACGCCACACGGACACGCCACACAGACACGCCACAGAGACACGCCACACGGACACGCCACACAGACACGCCACACGGACACGCCACACGGACACGCCACAGAGACACGCCACAGAGAAACGCCACACGGACACGCCACACGGACACGCCACAGAGACACGCCACAGAGACACGCCACACGGACACGCCACACGGACACGCCACACAGACACGCCACACAGACACGCCACAGAGACACGCCACAGAGACACGCCACACGGACACGCCACACGGACACGCCACACAGACACGCCAGAGAGACAUGCCACAGAGACACGCCACACGGACACGCCACACAGACACGCCACAGAGACACGCCACACGGACACGCCACAGAGACACGCCACACGGACACGCCACACAGACACGCCACACAGACACGCCACACAGACACGCCACAGAGACACGCCACACGGACACGCCACAGAGACACGCCACAGAGACACGCCACACGGACACGCCACAGAGACACGCCACAGAGACACGCCACACGGACACGCCACACAGACACGCCACACAGACACGCCACACAGACACGCCACACAGACACGCCACACAGACACGCCACACAGACACGCCACACGGACACGCCACUCGGACACACCACACGGACACGGACAAAGGAGAGGAACGACCAGAAUGUUCCUCAAACUCAGAGACGUUUAAAAGAUCUCAGAGAAACUCACAAUUUAAAUCAGGAAUCAAAUGUUGAAUUUGAUUAG
Messenger RNA from Knipowitschia caucasica, 2988 nucleotides. The record is from the annotation of a GenBank genome assembly. NCBI's taxonomy places the organism in Eukaryota, Metazoa, Chordata, Actinopteri, Gobiiformes, Gobiidae.